Cannabis sativa is the source of this 1743-nucleotide messenger RNA. Its product is annotated as probable indole-3-pyruvate monooxygenase YUCCA5. Bases 149 to 1426 code for a protein of 425 amino acids. Gene Ontology annotation, biological process: auxin biosynthetic process. The transcript is spliced from 3 exons. The record is from RefSeq and is a predicted model, not a curated record. NCBI's taxonomy places the organism in Eukaryota, Viridiplantae, Streptophyta, Magnoliopsida, Rosales, Cannabaceae. Gene Ontology annotation, molecular function: N,N-dimethylaniline monooxygenase activity; flavin adenine dinucleotide binding; NADP binding.
UCAUUCAAAAACCAAACUCAAAAAUCACAAAAAUCACAAAAAUCUCAAAAAUCAAAAAAUUUUCAAUCUCAUUCAUUCUCUUUCCCAAUUGAAAAAUCAAACCUUUACACUAAAAUCCCACUUACACAAACUCAAAUAGUUGACCCAAAUGGAGAAUCUAUUUCGUCUUGUUGAUAACCAAGAUUUCUUCAACAAUCGCCGGAAUAUUCUAAUCAACGGUCCGAUCAUCAUCGGAGCCGGACCUUCGGGUUUAGCCACGGCGGCGUGUUUAAAAGAACAAGGUGUACCCUUUGUUGUACUAGAAAGAGCCGAUUGUAUAGCUUCAUUAUGGCAAAGAAGAACAUACGAUAGGCUCAAACUUCAUCUUCCAAAACAAUUUUGUCAAUUACCAAAAAGACCUUUCCCGGAGGAAUUUCCCGAAUACCCAUCAAAGAAACAAUUCAUUCAUUACCUUGAAGAUUACGCUAACCACUUUGGAAUCAAACCCCAGUUCAAUGAAUGUGUUCAAUCAGCUAGGUACGAUGAGACAAGUGGAUUUUGGCGCGUGAAAACAACCACAACAAGUAGUGAGAGUGGUCGGUCGGAAGUUGAGUACAUUUGCCGGUGGUUAGUUGUUGCCACCGGAGAAAAUGCAGAGUGUGUUGUACCGGAAAUUAACGGUCUUUCUGACUUUUCCGGUGAAGUUGAACACGCUUGUGAGUAUAAAUCCGGUGAAAAAUAUAAAGGCAAGAAAGUUUUGGUCGUUGGGUGUGGAAAUUCCGGCAUGGAACUUUCUCUUGAUCUCUGUAAUCACAAUGCAUUGCCAUCAAUGGUGGUUCGAAGCUCGGUUCAUAUAUUACCAAGAGAAAUUUUUGGAAAAUCAACGUUCGAGCUUGCUGUGUUGUUAAUGGCUUGGUUACCACUUUGGUUAGUUGAUAAACUAAUGUUGUUCUUGUCAUGGUUAGUACUUGGAAACAUUGAAAAAUAUGGUCUUAAAAGACCAACAACAGGACCAUUAACACUCAAAAACACAGAAGGAAAGACACCAGUUUUGGAUAUUGGAACAUUGGACAAAAUCAAAUCAGGUGAUAUUACAGUUGUCGCUGGAAUCAAGAGAUUUACUAGUAACCAAGUUGAACUUGUUGAUGGUGAAAUUCUUGAUAUUGAUUCAGUCAUUUUAGCAACUGGUUACCGAAGCAAUGUUCCUUCUUGGCUUCAGGAAGGUGAAUUUUUUUCCAAAAAUGGUUUUCCUAAGGCUCCAUUCCCACAUGGUUGGAAGGGUAAUGCUGGUCUUUAUGCAGUUGGGUUUACAAGGAGAGGGCUUUCUGGUGCUUCCUCAGAUGCCAUGAAAAUAGCUCAAGAUAUUGGUCAAGUUUGGAAACUUGAAACCAAACAACAAAAAAAGAGAACAACUGCUUGUCACAGACGUUGCAUUUCUCAGUUCUAAAAAAUAAAAAAAAUCCCAAAAAAAAAUGAAAAAAAAAAAUUAAUCAUAACAACAAAUUCUCACUAAUUGUUUUAGUUUGAGGUGUAUAACAAUAACUUAAAACAAAUACUGUAUAUUACAGAAGAAGAAGAUGAUGAUGAUGAUAGUGAUGAUCAUACUAGCCCUCUCCAAAGGCCCUAAUAUUUUUUUUAAUUAUUUAUUUAUUUUUAUUUUCAUUUUUUUAACUUAGAGAGUUUUUUUUUUCGGGCAUUUUUGUAAUCUGAGGAUGAUGAGGCUUUGUAAUUUUUUUUUUUACUUAUAUACAGCUUUUUGUAAUA